AUGCAAGUUGAACCUGUAUUCCUGCUUGUGUCAACCUUGUUCCUUGUCACAUGUGCCAAUUUAACGAAUGGCGGGAAGUCAGAGCUUGUAAAAUCUGGAGGCACCAAAUCUACCCUAAAGCACAUCUGGACAGAAAGCAGCAAAGACUUGUCCAUCAGCCGGCUUCUCUCACAGACUUUUCGUGGCAAAGACAAUGGUACAGACUUGGACCUGCGCUAUGACACCCCAGAACCUUAUUCGGAGCAAGAUCUCUGGGACUGGCUGAGGAACUCCACGGAUAUUCAGGAGCCUCGGCCCAGAGCCAAGCGACGGCCCAUUGUCAAGACAGGAAAGUUUAAGAAAAUGUUUGGCUGGGGUGAUUUUCAUUCCAACAUCAAAACUGUGAAGCUCAAUCUGUUGAUAACUGGGAAAAUCGUUGACCAUGGUAAUGGGACCUUCAGCGUGUACUUCCGGCACAAUUCCACUGGGCAAGGCAACGUAUCUGUGAGCUUGGUGCCCCCAACCAAGAUCGUGGAAUUCGACUUGGCCCAGCAGACGGUGAUCGAUGCCAAAGAUUCCAAGUCCUUUAACUGCCGGAUCGAGUAUGAAAAGGUUGACAAGGCGACCAAGAACACGCUCUGUAACUAUGACCCUUCCAAAACCUGUUAUCAGGAGCAGACGCAGAGCCACGUGUCCUGGCUAUGCUCUAAGCCCUUUAAGGUCAUCUGUAUUUACAUUUCCUUUUAUAGUACCGAUUACAAACUAGUACAGAAGGUGUGUCCUGACUACAACUAUCACAGUGACACGCCCUACUUCCCUUCAGGUUGA
This is a messenger RNA of Vombatus ursinus (common wombat), 807 nucleotides long. It is a transcript of the gene NXPH1, whose product is annotated as neurexophilin 1. The record is from RefSeq and is a predicted model, not a curated record. The transcript has 2 exons. Gene Ontology annotation, molecular function: signaling receptor binding. Bases 1 to 807 code for a protein of 268 amino acids. Lineage: Eukaryota; Metazoa; Chordata; Mammalia; Diprotodontia; Vombatidae.